Lytechinus variegatus (green sea urchin) is the source of this 1096-nucleotide messenger RNA. Its product is annotated as golgin subfamily A member 2-like. The record is from RefSeq and is a predicted model, not a curated record. The transcript is spliced from 10 exons. The coding region runs from base 239 to 1084 and encodes 281 amino acids. NCBI's taxonomy places the organism in Eukaryota, Metazoa, Echinodermata, Echinoidea, Temnopleuroida, Toxopneustidae.
UGCGAUGUUUUGAAAUCGGCCAAUACGUGUGAGGAAUUAUUAGAUACUGGCCCAAAAUCACCGAUUUUGAAGAUGACUGGAGGAUGUACACGAAGUGAAAUACGGGAGUAGAGUAUAGGAGUGUUCGAACGAGUUGACGGUCCCGAAGUUCGGGUAGGUGGAGAGAAGUGUAGCGGUAGUGAAGUGGAGCCUGCACGAACUUCGCUCGAGGGAGUCGAGCACAUUCAUAGACUUGGACAUGAUGGACAAUGUUUAUCAAUCUAAUGCUGGUAUUGCAAUUGAUGACUCUGACUGUUACCAACCAGACAGCUUACCAGAGGCUGUAGAGAGCGUGUCCAAGGCCCAGAAGCAGCAAGCAAGUGAGAUCCAGCAACACCAACAACUCUUGGCCACCCUACAGGAGGAGUUGCUUCAGGCACAAAAGCAUUUAGUUUCUCUAAAAGAAGAGCUGAGGGAGUGUUUAAGGAAGAUUUGCCUUGCCCAAGAAAACCACUCUAAAGGGAAGACACACGCUCAAGAAUUACAGGAAGCUAUUGAUGCUACAGUUCUUGAGAAUGUCAGUCUAAAGCAGAUGAUAAAAAGGACAGAAGCAGAUAGGAUAAGAGAAGACAGAAUGUACAAGGAGUAUGGUGAAAAGAUGGACAAGUAUAAACAAGCGGUUUUAGAGAUGGAAGCCAACUCUCCUGAUCAUCGGGAGCUUGCCAAACAGAAAAAGAUCUGUGAAGACAUGGAAAAGAAAAGAGCAGAAUUAAAAGCUGAGGUGGAAAUGGAUGAAGAGAGUGGGGAGCUGUUAGCCAAACGUAGACUGGAGGAUGAAUUACAUCAACUACAAAUUACCAAAGCUGAUCAACAACAGAAACUUAAUCAACUCAAACAGGAGAUUACCAAGGAAAAUUCCAAGCAAGCUGGAAUUCAACAGGACAUUGAUGUAUUGCAGAAGCGCAACAAGGCGCAGUUGACACGUCUGAAAUGCCAACUUAAAGAAGCACAGCUGAGGAACUGGCAAUGGGGCCAAGAAUCAGAGCAGCUAGAAGCUCAACUGGAACUCCUGAAAAAGAAUGAAUCAUCCAUGACCCAGAACUGAAAAGGAUUGAAA